GAACUAGUAGGACUAGUGUACGGCGCGCGCGCCGAGCAAGGAAAAGGAUGCGAGGCGAGGCGAAUUCCAGAAAGAUAGCGUGAUAAAUAGCUGAUGAGAGCAACGCCCAUAGUUCCGUUCCAUACCAUUCACCCAUCCACCACCAAGCUAUAGCUAGCUACUCCAGCACCAAGACACUGACUGCUGCUACCUGCUGCUUCGCCUCGCGCGGUAAGCUUUCGCGGCGUCUUUGAUUACGGCGCCCAAGAUAGUAGGGCUGGCAGAGUGGUGGCCGGCCGGCGCGGCGGCCGGGGAGAUGGGGAGCAUGGACGGGAACUCGCUGCACGGCGGCUACGGCGCCCACGUCGGCGCGGGCCCCGCCGGCAGCAACAACAACGAGGACGACGACGCCUCGCCGCCGCCCUCGGCCGGCGGCGGUGGCGGGGGCGGAUCCUCGGGGGGCUCGGGGCGCCGGCCGCGCGGCAGGCCGCCGGGGUCCAAGAACAAGCCCAAGCCGCCGGUCGUGGUCACGCGGGAGAGCCCCAACGCGAUGCGCUCCCACGUGCUGGAGAUCGCCAGCGGGGCCGACAUCGUCGACGCCAUCGCGGCCUUCUCCCGCCGCAGGCAGCGCGGGGUCUCCGUCCUCAGCGGCAGCGGCGCCGUCACCAACGUCACGCUGCGGCAGCCCGCGGGGACCGGCGCCGCCGCGGUCGCCCUCAGGGGCCGGUUCGAGAUACUGUCCCUCUCCGGCGCCUUCCUCCCGGCACCCGCACCGCCGGGGGCCACGGGGCUGGCCGUGUACCUCGCGGGAGGGCAGGGGCAGGUGGUGGGCGGGAGCGUCAUGGGGGAGCUGAUCGCGUCCGGCCCCGUCAUGGUCAUCGCGGCAACGUUCGGGAACGCCACCUACGAGAGGCUGCCGCUGGACCAGGACGCCGAGGAGGGCGCCGUGCUGUCCGGCUCCGAGGGCGCCGCCGCGCAGCUGGAGCAGCAGGGCAGCGGAGGCGCCGCCGUGCCCCCCUCGAUGUACCCCGUGCCGCAGACGCCGCCGCACGACAUGUUCGGCCAGUGGGGGCAGGCGCCGGUUGCGCGGCCACCGCCGCCCACCUCCUUCUAGACCUGCACCGGUCGGUCGGCUGAUCCCUGGCGCGCGCGCGUGAUUCCUCUACCUAGCUAGCCUAGCUUUCUGCUUCUUCGAUCCCUAGUUGUUUACCUAGCCUUGUUUAUCUCUUGUUAAUUAAUGUGCUAUGUCAUGCAUGACUACUUGUAGUACUAGCAUGAUCCUUUUUCCUUUUUUUGUUCCUCUUUGGUGUUUGGAGCUUGGGAAUGUACAAUUCCUACACGUAUAAGACCCAACGAACAAUUGUUGAUCGUCAAUUAGCAGCUUCCUAAUUUCCCAUGAUCAA
Lolium rigidum is the source of this 1382-nucleotide messenger RNA. Its product is annotated as AT-hook motif nuclear-localized protein 23-like. Gene Ontology annotation, cellular component: nucleus. The record is from RefSeq and is a predicted model, not a curated record. The transcript has a single exon. Bases 296 to 1093 code for a protein of 265 amino acids. Gene Ontology annotation, molecular function: DNA-binding transcription factor activity; minor groove of adenine-thymine-rich DNA binding. NCBI's taxonomy places the organism in Eukaryota, Viridiplantae, Streptophyta, Magnoliopsida, Poales, Poaceae.